AUGGAACAAGCUGCCUCAUAUCUAGAUCGCGCCGCUCAGAAGCGUGCUUCCCAAUUAGCCCUCAUUCCCCCAGAGUGGCGACUCACCGAAAUCCCACCCCCAGAGUCACAUCCAGAUGCGUUGGCUUAUAUCCGGCAAAUACUCUCUCCGAAGGAACUAGCUCUGACUGAGGAAACCAACAUCACCGUUCUACUCCGCAAGCUAUCCUCUGGAGAACUUGGCUCGUUAGAAUUGGCUAAAGCGUUCUCCAAGCGGGCGGCUAUAGCCCAUCAACUCACAACAUGCUGCACUGAGAUCUUUUUCGAAGAAGCCUUCGAGACGGCCAGAGCUAUGGAUGAGUAUCUGGCCAAGACAGGAAAAACCGUCGGACCUUUGCACGGACUUCCCGUCUCCGUGAAGGAUUUAUUCUCUGUGAAAGGAGUGGAUACGUCCAUCGGUAUGUUUAAUGAACUUGAAGAGAGUGGAAUCGCAAACACUGAUGGAGGCUUAGGGUGGGUUGGCUUGACGAACAGCCCAGCAUCAGCCGACAAAUCCGUCGCCAGAACUCUGCGCCGACUUGGUGCAGUGCUUUACGUGAAAACCAAUCUGCCACAGUCGAUGAUGAUGUCGGACUCAUACAACCAUGUCUUCGGCCAAUGUGUCAAUCCAUUGAACCGCAACUUAAUUUCCGGUGGCAGUUCUGGAGGCGAGUCCUCACUUGUGGCUGCGCGAGGCAGCGCCUUGGGGAUUGGAACGGACCUUGGCGGGUCGAUUCGAAUCCCAGCCAGUUUAUGCGGGUUGUAUGGACUAUCGCCAACUCCUGGACGACAUCCGUAUGAGAGAGGCAAUCCGGGUCAGGACAUUGUUCGCUCGGUCGCGGGCCCCAUGAGCUGCAACUUGGCCAGCAUCGAGAGAUAUAUGGAGGUCCUUCAGUGUGCAUCACCCUGGGAGUUAGACCAACAUACUGCACCCGUGCCGUGGCGGCGAAGUUUAGCCUCGCUGAGGGCCAAACGACUGAAGAUCGGGUUUUUGGUCGAUGAUGGAGUUGUCAAGUGCCAGCCACCAAUUGUGCGAGCUGUUCGAGAGGUGGUUGCUGCGCUGAAAGCUGCUGGCCAUGAAGUUUUUGAGUGGGAUGCAUCAUCCCAUGGUCAUGCCUAUCACCUUUGGGAAAAGGCGAUUCUAUCGGAUGGCGGCGAGGGUUGUCGCAAAAAGACUGAAAUGACGGGCGAGCCUCUGAUCGAGGGCAUGCUGGUUGGGACCGAGAAAGAUCUUUUGACGACAUCAGAAACACAUCAGCUGAAUGCUGAUAAAUAUACUUACGAGACACAAUAUCUUGAGCGCUGGACAUCAUCCGGGAUCGACGCCCUUAUCAUGCCGAACACCCCAUGGGUUGGAUAUAAGCCUUGGACUUGGGUGAAGUCCAAUGCAUAUGUCGGAUACACCAGUAUUUGGAAUCUUCUGGGAUAUGCAGCCUUGGCUGUGCCAGUCACGAGUGUCUCGAAGGAUAAGGACGUUCUUGACACGGAAUGGUUAGGCCAUCUGCCUCGUAACGCAGGCGAUCAAUUUAACAAGCAACAAUACGAUAUUGAUCUUGUUGACGGUAUGCCUGUUGGCGUUCAGGUCGUGGGAGGGCGCUUUGGUGAAGAGAAAUGCGUCUCGGUCGCCAAAGCAAUUGAGCAAGCUAUGCGUUGGAGAGAUACAGCACGUUCAUCUCUUUAA
Molecule: messenger RNA, 1698 nt
Organism: Penicillium macrosclerotiorum
Lineage: Eukaryota; Fungi; Ascomycota; Eurotiomycetes; Eurotiales; Aspergillaceae
Exons: 5
Coding region: 1-1698 (565 amino acids)
Source: RefSeq, a predicted model, not a curated record